Messenger RNA from Megalopta genalis, 3308 nucleotides. Its product is annotated as VPS35 endosomal protein-sorting factor-like. Gene Ontology annotation, cellular component: endosome. The record is from RefSeq and is a predicted model, not a curated record. Gene Ontology annotation, biological process: endocytic recycling. NCBI's taxonomy places the organism in Eukaryota, Metazoa, Arthropoda, Insecta, Hymenoptera, Halictidae.
AUGGUGUCCAGUCUGUUUUGAUACCUCGUUUGUGUUAUAACUUCGAAAGAGCAAUCAUCAGAUUUUUUGAUCGCAGUUUAAAAUGUCAUAUCUAAACAUGAAAUGAUAGAAUAUUUGCCUAAUAUAUUACAAUAACAAUUUAUAUUAUUGAUAUAGCUAUUACAUGAUAAAUAGAUUUUAAUACGCUUGGAAAAUGAUGGAAAUAGAUUGGAUUGCAAAACCUGUAAACUAUAAAACAAUACGAUUCGCAUGUUUAGAAGAAGCAGUAGACCAUCCUUUAAAACCUAUUACUGUUAUGUUAAUUGAUGGGCGUAGUGGAGUGAAGCGCAAUGCAUUACAACAUACACAUAAUAAUUUAUCAACUAAUACACCAGUUCCACUAUCUGGAAGUACCAUACCUGAUCCACUAUUAAGCCAUUCUUCACUAGAUGGAUCGGAUCCUCUGUCACAAUUUGCUAGACAGGAAUUAGACCCUUUAUCUAAAAUGGCUGCAGAUGAGUGGGACUAUUCUAGCAAUACUACUACUGCAAGUAAAAAAGUUAAAGAUACUGCAGAAGAAUUAGUAGAACCUUGGUCAACAAGACGUAAUGCAAUAUUAAGCAAAUAUACAACUUCAGAAAAGCUAUCGAUUGUUACUAGCUUUUUAUCAGGUGGUGAAAAAGUUGUUAAAGUUCAACCAACUGGUGGUGUAGUAGAUAAGGUAAGGACGAGAUUGGAACAACUAGAUGAUUUCGAAGAAGGAUCUGUUAGACAAAUGUUAGAUCUAUCACAACAGCAAUAUACAGCAAGAAUUGAACAAUUAAAUAGUGAACUUGUACAAGCAUGGCAUUCUGAUCAAAGGGUUAAAGCGCUAAAAAUAGCUAUUCAGUGUGCCAAAUUGUUAGUAGAUACAUCUGUUACGGCUUUUUACCCUAGCAAAUUUGUUCUUAUCACUGACAUCUUAGAUAUUUUUGGGAAACUUGUGUAUGAAAGAUUAAAAGUUAAAGCUGAAUAUUACAAACCAGGUAGUAAGGUACCAACAAGUUUACCAGAUAAUUUUACACCAGACAUGGUACCUGAGAAUGCAAAAGAAACAUGUAGAAACUGGUUUUAUAAAAUUGCAUCAAUAAGAGAAUUAGUUCCACGCUUGUAUGUGGAGAUGGCGAUAAUAAAAUCUUACAGCUUUUUGACAACAAGUGAAUUUAAUAGUGCUCUGCUCAGAAUAACUCAAAUGAUUCGAGGAAUUGGAAAUCCUCUUAUAGCAGUAUAUGCUAGAUGUUACUUAUGUCGCGUGGGACUAGCUUUAAACAAAACAUCUGAUUUUGAGUUUAUAAGAAACAAUUUUUAUGACUUUCUCUGUACAUACCAGCAAUUAUUUAGCCCUUUCAUAAAAGAUGGACUGAGUAAGCAGAAUAUGACUAUAUAUUCGUAUUUAAAUCUUUAUUCGCCAGCUUUGGAUUGGAUUUUACAAAUUUUGGUUGCAACAACUCCUGAAAAUCAGUUAGAAGGUGUAAUUUCUCAAUGUAGAAAACAAAAAAAUAGCUCAUUGCUGUUGAAUAGCGUUUUAACAGCCUUCAAACCAUCAUAUAUUGCUGCCCGGGCAAUAAACUUUUUAAAUUUGAUAACUGUGAUUCAAGAUGAUGGUUAUCCACAAUAUCAGUUAUACAGAAGUUUUGGUGAAUGUUUAAUACAUGAAUCACCACCAAAAGAAGAUUGUCAAACUAUUCUUAAUAUAAUAUGGAAAUAUUUAACAGAUUUAACAAAUCCUAACAAAUUUAUGCAAUGUGUGGAGAUUUGGAUACAGUUCACCGCUAUACAUUUUUCUGUAAAUGAGUUAAAUCUGUUUUUCGGAAAAAUAAUUGAUCGAUUAAAUCCGAACAAAAACUUUGAGCAUCACUAUACACAAUUACAAAACAUUAUUGAAAAAAUUGUAGCCCAUACUCAAGAUUUUGAAUCUUUACUUGCUAUGGAUAAUUUCUUACCUUUCAUCGAUUUGUUCCACAAGGAAACUGUAAAAGUUGAAGUUUGUAAAACUAUUAUAGAAGGUUUAAGUGUUCAAAGCAGUUCCAUAACUGAUCCUAUUGUUAUAAAUGCUCUCAUGUUUAUCGCUAGAAUAAUGCACGAUUCUGUUAGUGCUUUAACCGUUGAAGACGAAAAGCGACAAAUCGGACAACUUAUAUGUAGCUUAGUGCAACGUGUUGACUACGAUCGCGAUUUCGAAAAACAACUUAACUUUUAUGCAGAAGCCAGAGCUGCUUUCCCUAAUCUCGAUAGUGUACAUGUACAACUUGUACAGUGUGUAAAUAGAUUAUCGGUUGACACCCGAAAAAUUGUUCGUGGACAUCACACAAGAAGAACGUCGGCAUUCGUUCGUGCAUGUGCUGCGUUUUGUUUUAUUACAAUUCCAUCGCUAACAUUAGUUCAUACACGCUUACAGUUGUAUUUAUUGUCAGGACAAGUGGCUCUUUUGAAUCAAUGUUUAGGUCAAGCUGAUGCAUGUUUUAAGGCUGCUUUAAGCUUAGUUCCUGAAAUGCCAAAAGCUAUAGACAUAGAUGGAAGACAGAAAAACUCGCAGCCAUAUUUACUUUCAUAUUUAUCAAAUUUUUUAUCAACUUUGUUAGUGGUUCCGGAUAGUCCAGAGUAUGGUGUUUUAUAUUUGAUGAGAGGUUUGCUCAAUGCUGUUCAACGUUCCUUUGAGGAAAAUGUAUCAACAAAGGCAUACUUGUAUUUACGUGUGCUUGAUUUAUUAUCAGUGGUAACUCAAGAAAAUUAUCCGUACCAUAUUGACAAGGUUGAUUCGAAUGAUAAGUUGUAUGGAUCUGACCAAAAAUUUAUAAGUGAAGUUAACAAAAUAUGUUCAAAAAUUGUAGAAGAAAUUUUGUCUCAUUUGAAGUAUCUUGGAACCACAGAUCAACUUGAGAAACAAGCAAGCCUUGCACUCGAGCUUUUUAAUUGUUUUGUUAUAAGAGCUGACCUGCGUGAUCCAUCACUGGCUCAUAUGGCUGUGAAUUUAUGGAAUUUAUCUCAACGACAUAAUUCCCUUGAUUCAAAAGUUAAGAUGAAAACUAUAGCUUACAUGGUACAAAAGAGUCAUCACAAGGAGUAUAAACAUUUUGCGGAUAUUUUAAAAAAGAUGUUAAAAUAAUCGUUCGAUCGGAAUAUAGCACUAAACGAAUCAAAAUUGUAAUUUUAUGCAUAUAUUUAUGGAGAGGAAGUAAAUGUAGAACUACAACACAUGGUAUAGAAGGCAUUUAGUAACAGUUCUUUUGGAAGACAUUAAUUGUAAAUACAUUGAGUUUUUCUUAAUAUUAAACAUUUUGCAUACAGUA